This is a messenger RNA of Antechinus flavipes (yellow-footed antechinus), 10455 nucleotides long. It is a transcript of the gene SASH1, whose product is annotated as SAM and SH3 domain containing 1. The record is from RefSeq and is a predicted model, not a curated record. Bases 2927 to 7120 code for a protein of 1397 amino acids. NCBI's taxonomy places the organism in Eukaryota, Metazoa, Chordata, Mammalia, Dasyuromorphia, Dasyuridae. The transcript is spliced from 20 exons. Gene Ontology annotation, molecular function: protein binding.
AAAAUUUUAAAAUUGAUACUUUCUUAUAGCAAUUAUGGAAAGAUAGUUGCUUUGAUGACCCUCUGGAAUACUAUGUUUAGUGUAUACCUUUUUGUUUUUUUAUUUUUAAGUCAAGCAUGGAAGGGGAAAACUGAACCAAACAUUUUCAGUGGAAAGACUGAAUCUUUGAAAAGCCCAUAUAAAGAGUACUAUCCCGUGAAAUCCCUAUAAGCAUUUAAAUGGUAGAAUGAUCACUAGUGGAUAUUUAAUACUUUGCCACCAAAAAAUUGUCUGGAACUUUUUCCCUUUACACAUUAUGGGAAGGCUUCACUUAAAAAUAGAGGAAGAUGUUCCAAGGACUGAUUUGCUUUGGCUUUCUUGACUUGGAUUUAUUUUCCCUAACCCUAAACCAUUACAGGAUAGGCCCUGGAUAAAGUAGACCCUAGGACCCGACUGGCCCUGAUUUCAGUUUCCUGAUCAUUCAAGGACAUAAAAAGUCCCAGCCACAUGGAAAUUGUAUCCUCCAAACAUGGCAGAUUUCUGAAGCCUAGAAAAAUAACUUUACUUUGCUUUGCUUAUUUGAGGCUUUCUACAAUGAGGGAGAGAAGGGGAUUGUAUUUAUAGAAGUUAAGUACCUUCUUAUUCUUGUUGCUUACCUCGAUGUUAACUAAAAUAAAUCUCCUAGUAUUAAACGUUCAAUGAUUUGAGUGACUCAUUUCACCCUAACAUCAAGCCUGAACUGAGAAUGUUGCUAUUGAAGCUGCACUUCUGCCAACUGUAUUUUUUAAUUGUAAAUUCCAACUCUUUAUCUGCAUUCAAGGUCCACUAUAAUCUUAUCGCACCCUACUUUUUGAGCUUUAUCUCUCAUUCUAUAGCCUUCAAUCCAGCAACAAUGUCCUUUCUCCCAGGCUUCACUCCUCACCCCCGCCCCGCACUUUUCCCACCUUUCCAAUGCACUUACAAGAUAUUUCAUUUCCCUAGCAUAUAUUUUAUUGUUUGUGUAUAUUUUUAUAAGCAUAAAAAAUCUACUGUGGAGAUUUUGUUGCAGAAUGUAAGCUUCUUGAGGUAAAAGACUGUCUCACUUUAUUUGUACUUGCCUAGCACAGUAAUUUCCACACAAUAGGCUCCAUGAAGUACAAGUUGAAAUUUUGUUAACUGUUCUAUAUAUAUGGCUCAAUUUUUUUCUGCAUAUAUGACUUUCUAUCCCUAAUCUUCAUAUCUUUGCACAAAGGUUCCUCUUCCUCAGAUAAGAUUCCCUCCUCAUUUCCACCCGGUAGUAGCAAUUCCUGUUUUUUUCAAAGCCCUGCUAAGGUGUGACUUCUUACCAGAUCUUUCUUGAGUUUUUCAGUUGUUAGUAUUUUUUUUUAUCACCCUCCAGAAAUUACUUUGCAUUUUCUUACACGUCGUAGCCAGUCACUAGAGUGUACAUUGCUUGAAGGCAGAAACGUUUUGAGUCCCCAGGGCUUAGCAUUGUAGGGGCACAAAAUAAAUGCUUCUUAAAUUAAAUUAUUACUCAACAUCAGUGUUAGUAUUCUUGGCUGCCCAACUAAGUGCUCCAAAUUAAUUUUUAUUUUUGAAAGAAUCACGAAGAAAUCUUUCUCUAGGGCGUCUCCUAGGCUUAAAAAAAAAAAAAAAAAAAAAAAAAAAAAGCAGUCACGAAACCUCCCCCUUUGGAAAACUGGUACAGGUAUGUUUGUUGACUGUGUUAAAAUCAUUAUCACGUGGUCUUAAAACUAACCCAGCCCUACUCCUACUUAAUGUAUCAUAGAUAUCCCGAGCUCCCUUUUUCCCUUUUCCCCUUAGAGUAGUGGUGGAAGGCCUGGGUCGCGAUGGGGCAACAACCCAAAGAGUAACGCCACUAGGAAUGAAAAGAAGGGGCUUCAUGCCCAAGCUUUCCCCACUUGUUUUUAUACCCAAGUUUUGUCCAACUGGAGCAGGGUUAAAAUUCCCCAAGUCAUUGGCUCCGUCGCAGAAAGGUGAGGAGACUAAAGACACUUGUAGUCCAGGUCAAGUCCGCAAGCGGGACUAGUUUAAAGAUUAACUUUCUCCAAGUCCCAGCAAGAGGAGCGGGUUCUCUGCCUCCACCCUUCCUACCUCCCCCCCCCCCCCACUCGAGAAGAGCAGGCUUGGGAAGUAGAGGGAAGCCCAGCAGCAGCAGCAGCCUCAGCCCCAACCUUGGCGCCUGGAGCUCCGCGGGACCGCUCUUUCAACAGGCGGUUUGUUCUCCCUUUCGGUGGCUCAUUUCCAUGCGAAGAGCCUGACAUCAGAGCACCUUUUGUUGCUUAAAAAGCUUUCUUAAGCUUGGGGGGUGGAGGGGAAAGACAGACUGAGUGAGCAGUCAUGUGAAACUGGAAGAGCUCAUUUGGGACAGAGGGAGCCAGGGGUUUGCUUACAAACUUGAACCAGAGCGGGCCGACUCUAGGGGGGCCGGGACUGGCAGGACGAGUGUAAGAGAGGAGGCGCUGGCUGAAGAGGGUUCCGUCUGGUCCCACGCCUCGGGAGAAACGCCUCCUCUAUCCGUCGGAUUCUGUUGGUGCUGGUGAGAAUCCCCAUUGGGACGCCCAGUGGUGUGAGCGAGCUGAGCCUUCAGCUCCCCUGGGGCUGACUGGAGCUCCCGUAAGAAAGUUUGGGUAGGCAUGUCUGCACUUCAGCCCUGGCUGGUACGGGACAGAGCUGUGCACCUGGAUCUACCGGAGUGAAUGGAGAGCUGAAGCUCCUAAGCAAAGCUUUGGCUUUGAAUCUUUAUCUGAACGCUGCCUCCGCCCCCUCUUCCCCCUUGGGCAUGCACUGGGGAAGCAGUCACACUAGUGACUAGGAGGAAGGCAUGGUGAAGCUGCUUGGUCGGGCUGGAGAAGUGCUUAUUUAUUGGAGUUGUGUGGUGGAGGGCAGGCACAUCGCCACCCACCAGUGGCUCUGGUGAAGCUCGGGUGAGGUAGAGGGCACAGCCAUGGAGGAGGAUCAAGCCGCAUGUCCCGAGCCAGAGCCAGAGGCAGAGACAGAAGCAGAGCCAGAGAGCAUCAUGUCUGACGCUUUUUCCAGGCUCUGGACAGAUGUCAUGGGGAUACUGGAUGGUUCAUUGGGAAACAUUGAUGAUCUAGCACAACAAUAUGCGGAUUAUUACAAUACCUGUUUUACUGAUGUAUGUGAAAGAAUGGAAGAGCUGCGGAAACGAAGGGUUUCUCAAGACCUUGAUUUGGAGAAACCUGAUGCCAGCCCCACGUCACUACAGCUGCGAUCCCAGAUUGAAGAAUCGCUUGGAUUCAGUAGCACGCUAUCAACCCCAGAGACGGAGAGAAAGCUUCCACUUCACAAAUCAAAUUCAGAAGAAGGCUCCAUAGGGAAAGGGGAUUGGAAAAAGAAAAACAAGUAUUUUUGGCAGAACUUCCGCAAGAAUCAGAAAGGAAUAAUGAGGCAGACUUCCAAAGGUGAAGAUGUUGGUUAUGUGGCAAGUGAAAUAACAAUGAGUGAUGAAGAGCGCAUCCAGCUGAUGAUGAUGGUCAAAGAAAAGAUGAUCACUAUUGAAGAAGCCCUUGCAAGGCUCAAGGAAUAUGAAGCCCAGCACAGGCAGUCUGGUACCUUGGAUCCUGCAGAUUGGCCAGAUGGAUCUUACCCAUCCUUUGAUGGUUCCUCUAACUGUAAUUCAAGAGAACAAUCGGAUGAUGAAACAGAGGAGUCGGUGAAGUUUAAGAGGUUACACAAGCUGGUAAACUCUACUCGAAGAGUCAGAAAGAAACUCAUUAGGGUGGAAGAAAUGAAAAAACCCAGCACUGAAGCUCCAGGUGUAGAGGAUCAUCCAAUUGCCAGCUCCCCAAUCCUGGAUGAAAGAUCAGCUCUCUACUCCGGAGUUCACAAGAAGCCAUUCUACUUUGAUGGCUCCAUUGAGAAACCAGCAGAGGAUGAUUCGGAUUCCUUCACCACUUCUCCUUCAUCCAGCAGCCUGGACACUUGGGGCGCUGGUCGGAAACUGGUUAAAACCUUUAGUAAAGGAGAUGGCCGUGGCCUGAUAAAGCCCCCUAAAAAGAUGGGGACAUUUUUCUCCUAUCCGGAGGAAGAGAAGACCCAGAAGGUCUGCCGCUCUCUCACUGAAGGGGAGAUGAAGAAAAGUCUCGGCUCCUUAAGCCAUGGGGUAAGUACCGAAAGCGUUUGCUUUUAUGACAACAGUCGACAUAAGCAUCACCUUCUGGUGUCCCUAGAGGAGGUCCAAAGUGUCAGGAAGCAAAUCCGGUUGAAGAAAAUGGAUACUAAUUAUUCCUGUUCCCGAGCUUUUCUCUACCAGCGCCCCUCUAGAAAGGGCCUAAGUGCUACCACUUGCGACCUACAACUGCUCCGGCAGAAACCCAAAGGGGGAGGCGGCUGCGGCUUCCCCAGUAGAAGGCUGCGAGGGCGCACCUCAGUCAGCGAGUUCAAUAUCACCUAUGUGGUGGAGCGGAGCCUGUAUAGCCACCUCAACCUGACCCACCUGGUGCGGCCUGUCACGGACAGGACCCUCAGUAAGGCCGACAAGCAGGACCUGAGGCGGUGCUUGCUGGAGGAGGAGGAAGAGGCGCACAGGAAGUGGGCCGCCACGGUGGACCGCUGUACUAAACGGGUUCUUUUGAGAAUCCACCAGAAGUCUAGGACCUGCAGUUUCGGAGGAUUUGACUUGACAAAUCGUUCUCUGCACAUUGGGAAUAAUAAUUCAGAUCCAAUGGGUAAAGAGGGGGACUUUGUGUAUAAAGAAGUAAUCAAGUCACCUACUGCCUCCCGCAUUUCUCUUGGAAAAAAGGUGAAAUCAGUGAAAGAGACAAUGAGGAAAAGAAUGUCUAAGAAAUACAGCAGUUCUGUUUCUGAACAGGACUCCAGCCCUGAUGGAAUACCGGGGUCUCCCCAGUCACCUCAGCCUGAUAAAGAGUCUCUGGAUAAACCUAAACUGAAAGCUGGCGGGUCUGUGGAGAGUCUGAGAAGUUCUCUCAGUGGUCAGAGCUCAAUGAGUGGUCAGACGGUGAGCACAACUGAUUCCUCAACCAGUAACAGGGAGAGUGUCAAAUCUGAAGAUGGUGAUGAUGAAGAGCCUCCCUAUCGAGGGCCUUUCUGUGGGCGAGCAAGGGUCCACACCGACUUCACACCUAGUCCUUAUGAUACAGAUUCCCUCAAGCUCAAGAAAGGUGAUAUUAUUGAUAUAAUCAGCAAACCUCCGAUGGGCACCUGGAUGGGACUGCUGAACAACAAAGUUGGUACUUUCAAAUUCAUCUAUGUGGAUGUGUUAAAUGAAGAGGAAGAAAAACCCAAGCGCCCCACUAGGAGGAGGAGAAAAGGAAGACCACCACAGCCCAAAUCUGUAGAGGAUCUCCUCGAUAGGAUCAACCUAAAAGAGCACAUGCCUACCUUUCUGUUUAAUGGGUAUGAAGACCUGGACACCUUCAAGCUUCUGGAAGAAGAAGACUUGGAUGAACUAAACAUCAGGGAUCCAGAGCACAGAGCUGUGCUCUUGACAGCAGUGGAAUUGUUACAAGAAUAUGACAGCAAUAGUGACCAGUCAGGAUCUCAGGAGAAACUUCUCAUUGAUAGCCAAGGCCUGACAGGAUGCUCACCAAGAGACUCUGGCUGUUAUGAAGGCAGUGAAAACCUGGAAAAUGGGAAGACUCGGAAGACUGUACCGAUUAAGUCAGUCACAGAUACCCACUUUAAGGAUUUCAACAGAAAUCAACUGGCCAACUACCCAACUCUGCCAUUAACUAAAUCAGUAGAAGCUUUGAAGGAGGGAGAGAAGGAAUCUCAGCUUAUCAGCAGCCAUACUCCUCACAUUUCUGACAUCUGUGUUGAAACAAGUGUGAACAACUCCAAGGCUAAUCGAAGAAGCCUACCAGUUUCCAUCUGUAGAAGCUGUGAGACCCUGGAAGGCACUGAAGCCACAGACAACUGGCCUAGGUCCCAUUCCUUGGAUGACCUUCAAGGAGAGCCUAAUGCUAAACAAGAUGUGCCUAAAAAGGAAAAGGAAUCAUCCCCUCAGAAUGUACCUGAAGUGCCCCAAAAGACAACUGUUUGCAAGUUGAAGGCAAAAACUCCCUCAGAUGUCUCUUCUGUUCAAGACCCAGUGCUACUGAUCCAAAGCCUGCGAUUUUCUGAUCCUCAGAAAAUUAAAACUAAGACAUCAGACUGCCUGUCCACAAAUUCUUCACAUGGGACAAUUCCUUAUUUGCCUAAAAACUAUGAAGCUCAGUCUGCCUCAGUUAAACAGACUUUAACUAGGACUCCCCUAGAAAGUCACAAAAAAGGGCAUGAUCUUGAAGGAAGAAAUAAUCCUCCAGUCACCAAAGAAGGGAUUGAAGUGGAUCAGAGGGUUGCUGAGGCAAGAACACAGCCAAAAAUUCCUUCACAGCCUCCACCUGUUCCUGCCAAAAAGAGCAGAGAACGCCUCACUAAUGGACUACAUCAUGCUCCUGUUGCCCAUAGUGGUGCUUUCUCUAAUCCAGAUGUACCAUGCUUACCAGUUAAAAAGAAUAGCCCUGUGAGCCCUAGUGACUGUCAUACAAUAACAGUUUGUAGGUCUUCCCCAGAACAAGAACCUGCCAGUCCCCCAACCACACGGCCACCAUGGCUGUCUGAACUUCCAGAAUCCACUAGUAUUCAACAGCAUGGAGUCAAGUUGGGCCCUCCUUUGACAAGGAAGAUCUCCUGUGCCAGAGGAGUAGAUCUGGAUAUGCUGGUAGAGAAUAAAUUGCAAGCUGAAAAUAUUGAUCUUACUGAGGAACCAUAUUCUGAUAAGCAUGGCCGUUGUGGGAUUCCUGAAGCUCUAGUGCAGAGAUAUGCUGAAGAUUUAGGUCAGCAGGAGAAGGAGAUUGCUAUGAAGAUGGACCAAAUCCGGGUGAAGCAGCUCAGGAAGCAGCACCGGAUGGCGAUCCCCAGUGGAGGACUCACAGAAAUUUGCAGAAAACCCCUUUCCCCGGGCUGUGUGACCUCGAUCUCUGACUGGCUGAUUUCCAUUGGUCUGCCCAUGUAUACCAGCAUCCUCAUGGAAGCGGGAUUCAACACUCUGAGCCAAGUGCCUUCUCUGUCACAGACUUGUCUUCAGGAUGUGGGCAUUACAGAGGAGAGACACAUAAUUAAGCUCAUCACGGCAGCCAGACUCUUCAAACCACCCCUGAAUCCGGAAGCCAUGUAAUGAAAGGAGGCAUCCCUUUAACAGCCAUUACCCUUUCUUUCACUGUGCUUAAUAAAACCCAUGCAAUUUCUACAAACAUCUUCCAGAAGAGCAGGGUGAGCCUUGGGGUCUGGCUCAACGAGUGCAAGCUUGACCAGGAACUGGAAACUGUCUUCUCAGUGUAGACAAGUAACCAAGGCUGUCCUUUAUCCUCCAAAGGAAAGUCAAAGAAGGAUUUUUGUUUUGGAAGUUCAUGGGAGCCACCACACAGAUCUGUGACAGAUGGCUUUUGCAAAUCUGUUUUUUUUUUUUUUUUUUUUUUCGGGUCGGGUAAGAGUGGGUGAGUUGUUUGAGGGAGCUAAGCUGGUUUCCCAAAUGUACUUGGAACAUCAUUCUCCUUCCUGUUGCUCUGCAUAGUACUGAGCGGCCAAACAGGUUUUAGCUAGGCCAAAGUAACAGACUCUGGAGUUAGUUUACAGUACUGCCUGUUUUCAGUUUCUCAUGAGUAAAUGAGAUUGGCACCAGGAACAAGAAAAAUCUUGUUUAAUUUGGGUUUGGGUUUUUUCCCUUUGAUAAAGUCAUUUUAUAAUAAUUGCUUUCUAGCAAUCAGCUUUUUAUUUGCCUUAAUGUAAGCUCUUAAGCAGUAUCAUAACUAGUGUCCAGUCACCUGUAACCAUAUUUCCAGAUCUUCAGCUUAGACUGCCAUCUAAUGUCCUGGGAUGUUUCUGGACAAAAACAAACAAAAAAACCUGGCUUUUUAAAAUGUCUCACUUUAGAUGGCCAGUGUUGAGGGUUGUUUUUCAGGCACAGAGUUCAUGUUGGGUUUCAGUUCUUAGACUAAAAUAUCAGUAAAUAUGUCUACAAUUUACAGAGAUAUCUUUUCUUGUGUGUGUAUUGUGUGUGUGUGCGUGCAGUAACUGCCUUUCAUUUUAAUCAUUUUUAAUAUUGUUACCCUGUCAAUCAUACUCCAGCAUCGACUUGGUAUUAGACCCCAGCCAUUCCAGAUUUUAUUUUAUUUGCUCAUAGGUUAUCUCUGUAAAAGCCAUUAAGAGACUGAAUUGUUCAGAAAGAGGUUUCAAAGAAAGAAACAAGUUGGUAGGUUGUUUUGUGGAGAGUUAAAGUGUUUGUGUUGCAUUUUUUUAAAAGUUGCUGUCUUUUUCUUUUCCGAAUGCUUCUCGUAUUUCAAAGAAAGUUUCAUUUAUGAAGGGUUGGACAAAUGAUUUUUAGCCAUAUCUGUUAAGGAUUUACAUGUAUUCACAAAGCAAUGUUAAACAUUUUAACAAGUUCCAUCUUUUUUGCAGCUUAAUCUCUUGUUUUCUAGCAGAUGCUGAAUUCAAAGGACUGACCCCGUAGGUAGGGUUAUGCUAUAUCCCCUCCAAUAACAUCUUUUUUUUUUUUUAAAACAACUUAUUACAGACACUCAUUUGUACAAUAGAUGUCACAGUCACAAUUUUGAUAGCUUUGGACAGACACCGGGCUUUGCUUUGUUGAUAGUUACAAAUACUUUCCUUUAGCCAUGAAAUUCCCCAUGAAAAAUUAUUUCAUUGUGUCCAAACUAUCUUCAUAUUCUUUCUAUCACUACCAGCAGGUUUUUGAGGUAAAGGAGAGAAUAUUUAUAGUGACAUUUUUUAAAUGGGAAAAUUAGGUAUGACUGAAUGCUUCAGUCAGUGGCAAGACUUUCCUUUUUUAAAAAAACAACAACAAAGGAUCUAAUAGGUAACAAUAUUAGACUUUAUUUCCUGUGGCCGUUUUGUUUUUAAUGAUUUGUUUCUCAGUAAUAUUCAGCUUUUCCAAGAUCUGAUGUAAAGGACUUGUUGGGACACAGUCUAAGAAUAGUUAAAGCUGUCACCUUUAUAUUUAACCCUAAUUAGCAUGUCAUUUUAUCCUGAUUAAGCACUUGCAUUCAUGUGUCUCCCUUCAUAUUUAUGGAAACAUGGCUUAUUUAGGGUGCCCAGAGGUUGAGGAUUGCUGGUGUGACCAAAUUAUUUGAAAAUAUUUCAGGAGAUAAAUCAUAAGAUUUGUAGUGCAAAGUGGGCUCUCUCCCUCCCUAAGUAAAGGUACUCUUUGGAAGCUCUCUGUAAGCUACUGAGAAUACCACAGUUGGUUGAAGCACUGUAAGCUCUAGAGGAGAGAUGAUUAAUUACAUUUGACAAAUCCUAGGGAAGGAAAUUUUUUUUCUGAAUUACUGAAUUUUCCCUCCAAUAGAUAUUUUAUUUACUAGAAUCAGGAGAAAUAGAAACUCUUGAGCAUUUCAGAGAGUUAGGCCAGAUUCUGUGUCACCUUUCCUUUGAAAUGAUUACAUUGGGAAAGCAGGAGAGGUUUGAACCAAAUCUAAGAACCAUCUAUAAUUUUAAGAAGUUUGUGGGGAGGGGUGGUUUCCAAUUUAAGUAAUCUGGGAAAUGUGUGUUUUUAAUACUGGCUUUUAUGUGGUUUUACAAUAUGUUUUAUGUUUGAUCUCCUUUUGCUUUAUACUUUUUAACUUGAUCCUCAAAAAGCCUUAAGUUUCUGUGUGUGGUUGUCAGCUGAGGUUUGAAUGGUCAGGUCUAUACACAUCAUCUGACAGGUGGGAGGUUUCAGCCAUAUCGAAUUUUUAAUUAAUUCUUUGUUGGGUGCAAUUCUGAGCAAAAGUUAAGUUUGUUGACUGUUGAAAGCACAAAAGAAACCUACUGAGCAAGUUCUGACUCUGGCAGAUACUUGUUAUAUGUCCACUGUGCGUAAUUUUUACUUCAAAAGUUGUCUGGCAAGAGCCAGCCCCAAAUACUGUUUACAUUCCCAGAUGAUUUAGCUAACACAUAACACUUUCUUCAAUGCCCUGUUCUCCUUCUCGAAUCUAAGUUUGGGUGAAAUCAUGAGAUUCUUUUAUUGGAAAAUAGUUCCUUUUCCUAAGCAAAGCUGGAGAGGUCAGUUCACCAUUAUGCUGGUGGUACACUGUUCUGUCUUAUUUGCAAGGGAAAAAAGAUUGUACUCUGGGUCCAAGUUACCUUGAUUUUCAUUUGUCAUAUUUAGGGGAAACAAAAACUGUCAAGCAAGUGACAUAACAACUAACAAUGUUGCACUUUCUGUAUAUGAAAUCAAUAUUUAAAUAACUUAUUUUUCUCCAUUGCUGUUCUUAAACAAUGUAAGUAGCUGUAAGAUACCAGUACCAAUAUGUUCUUGCAAUUUGCUUCAGCCCAAGAAAGCGGUGUAUUGUUUUAAAAAAAGUGUAAAAAGUUAUUGUGCUGUUUCAUUUAGCAAAAACAAAAAAAACAAAAACAAAAAAAGUGGACAAAAGGGUUUUCCUGUGUAUCAAAACUUGUCUAUAAUUAUGUCAUUUCUGUUGAUAGAAAAAAAAGUAAAUAAAUUUCUUCAACUGAGUA